Molecule: messenger RNA, 4843 nt
Organism: Balaenoptera musculus (blue whale)
Lineage: Eukaryota; Metazoa; Chordata; Mammalia; Artiodactyla; Balaenopteridae
Gene: DDX17
Product: DEAD-box helicase 17
Exons: 13
Coding region: 324-2276 (650 amino acids)
Biological process (GO): alternative mRNA splicing, via spliceosome
Cellular component (GO): nucleus; ribonucleoprotein complex; cytoplasm
Molecular function (GO): ATP binding; RNA binding; RNA helicase activity
Source: RefSeq, a predicted model, not a curated record
UCAGCGCCGGCCGCCAUUUUGUGCAGUCGCUGGGAAGGAAGGAGACGCCUGAACCGCGGCAGUGCCGGGUUUGAGCGUAGCCAAACCUACCCACUGUUUCUGUAACCCCGAUUCUCUGUGUUUUGCUCCCGUCUCCGACGAGAGAGGCGGCGACGGUGGCGUCUGCGACGGGAGACAGCGCGUCGGAGCGAGAAAGCGCCGCGCCUGCCGCCGCCCCAACAGCGGAGGCGCCGCCGCCAUCGGUCGUCACUAGACCGGAGCCGCAGGCCCUCCCGAGCCCGGCCAUCCGUGCCCCGCUCCCAGAUCUCUAUCCAUUUGGGACCAUGCGCGGAGGCGGCUUUGGGGACCGGGACCGGGAUCGUGACCGUGGAGGAUUUGGAGCAAGAGGUGGUGGUGGCCUUCCCCCAAAGAAGUUUGGUAAUCCUGGGGAACGUUUACGUAAAAAGAAGUGGGAUUUGAGUGAGCUCCCCAAGUUUGAGAAGAAUUUUUAUGUUGAACAUCCAGAAGUGGCAAGGCUGACUCCGUAUGAGGUUGAUGAACUACGCCGAAAGAAAGAGAUUACAGUAAGAGGAGGCGAUGUUUGUCCUAAACCUGUGUUUGCCUUCCAUCAUGCUAACUUCCCACAAUACGUAAUGGAUGUGUUGAUGGAUCAGCACUUCACAGAACCAACUCCAAUUCAGUGCCAGGGAUUUCCCUUGGCUCUUAGUGGCCGGGAUAUGGUGGGCAUUGCUCAGACUGGCUCUGGGAAGACAUUGGCGUAUUUGCUGCCUGCUAUUGUUCAUAUUAACCACCAGCCUUACUUGGAAAGAGGAGAUGGCCCAAUUUGUCUAGUUCUGGCUCCUACCAGAGAGCUUGCCCAGCAGGUGCAGCAGGUGGCUGAUGACUAUGGCAAAUGUUCUAGAUUGAAGAGCACUUGCAUUUAUGGAGGUGCUCCUAAAGGUCCCCAGAUUCGAGACUUGGAGAGAGGUGUCGAGAUCUGUAUAGCUACUCCUGGACGCCUGAUAGAUUUCCUGGAGUCAGGAAAGACAAAUCUUCGCCGAUGUACUUACCUUGUACUGGAUGAGGCUGACAGAAUGCUUGAUAUGGGCUUUGAACCCCAGAUUCGUAAAAUUGUUGACCAAAUCAGGCCUGAUAGGCAGACAUUAAUGUGGAGUGCAACCUGGCCAAAAGAAGUAAGACAGCUUGCAGAGGAUUUCCUUCGUGAUUACACCCAGAUUAACGUAGGCAAUCUGGAGUUGAGUGCCAACCACAACAUCCUCCAGAUUGUGGACGUCUGCAUGGAAAGUGAAAAAGACCACAAGUUGAUCCAACUCAUGGAGGAAAUAAUGGCUGAAAAGGAAAAUAAGACAAUAAUAUUUGUAGAGACGAAAAGACGCUGUGAUGACCUCACUCGAAGGAUGCGCAGAGAUGGUUGGCCAGCUAUGUGUAUCCAUGGAGACAAGAGUCAACCAGAAAGAGAUUGGGUACUUAAUGAGUUCCGUUCUGGAAAGGCUCCCAUUCUCAUUGCCACAGAUGUAGCCUCCCGUGGGCUAGAUGUGGAAGAUGUCAAGUUUGUGAUCAACUAUGACUAUCCAAACAGCUCAGAGGAUUAUGUGCACCGUAUUGGCCGAACAGCCCGUAGCACCAACAAGGGCACCGCCUACACCUUCUUCACCCCAGGGAACCUAAAGCAGGCCAGAGAGUUGAUCAAAGUGCUGGAAGAGGCUAAUCAGGCUAUCAAUCCAAAACUGAUGCAGCUGGUGGACCACAGAGGAGGCGGCGGAGGAGGGGGAGGUCGUUCUCGAUACCGGACCACUUCUUCAGCCAACAAUCCCAAUCUGAUGUAUCAGGAUGAGUGUGACCGGAGGCUUCGAGGGGUCAAAGAUGGUGGCCGGAGAGACUCUGCAAGCUAUCGGGAUCGUGGUGAAACCGAUAGAGCCGGUUAUGCUAACGGUAGUGGCUAUGGAAGUCCAAAUUCUGCCUUUGGAGCACAAGCAGGCCAAUACACCUAUGGUCAAGGCACCUAUGGGGCAGCUGCUUAUGGCACCAGUGGUUACACAGCCCAGGAAUAUGGUGCUGGCACUUACGGGGCCAGUAGCACCACCUCAACUGGGAGAAGUUCACAGAGCUCUAGCCAGCAGUUUAGUGGGAUGGGCCGGUCUGGGCAGCAGCCACAGCCACUGAUGUCACAACAGUUUGCACAGCCUCCGGGAGCUACCAAUAUGAUAGGUUACAUGGGGCAGACUGCCUACCAGUACCCACCCCCUCCUCCUCCCCCUCCUCCUUCACGUAAAUGAAGCCACUCAGGUGGUAGUGACUUGUGCAGACUUAACUACAUUUAAAGGAACGCUAUCUUUUCCUUUUUUUCUUCUUCCCUUUUUCUUUCUUUUUCUUUUUAAAAUUUUUUCCCCAACCAUUGUGAUUUGUCUUUCAUGCAGAUUAGUUAGAAUUCACUGCCAGGUUUUUUCUGCCUGCCAAAAUGAUCCAGUCUGUAAUAACAGAUUUUGUAAAAGUAUAUAUAUAUGUAUAGCCGACUGGAAGAGAUUUUUUUCCCUCCAACUUCUUGCAUGUUGAGGAUGUUUGAGCUAUUUUUCAUCUUAAAAAGUAAGGUGUUAGGCCCUUUUGUGGGAGCCCAUUUUUUGUUGUCCUGAGUUGGGGUGGGGGGGAGGGUAGAGGGUUGAAUUCUGCAGAAGAAGACGGCAUCUGUGCUUUAAAUUGCUCUCGUUACUGGAAUAGAAAACCAAGAGGGAGUUCCCUGCACAUUUUCUGUAAUGCUUUUUAAUGUUUUUUCAAGCUGGAACAGGGUUCCUCAGACCUGAUGAGUUUUUAAGACAGUGCUUUGCCAUUGUCAUUUUGGCUGAUUGCUUGUUAAGUGCAUUUGACAGUAUUUUUAAAAAUUCCUAAUUGGCUUUGUCUCCCUUACACUCUGCCUUCCCCCUUCCCAAUUACUGAAAAAUAACCAUUUUAGUUGUCAGGUUAGAAAUUAAAUUGCUGAGUCUUGAGUUUUUUUAAGUGUAUCCUUUAAAUUAAAAACCCCAAAUGUUUAUUGUAAUGGUUAAAUGUAGCAUCUCAGCAUCUGGGUGGAAGCUGCCUAUUUUUCUUCCCCAUAUUACCAGGGACCAUCUGUGAAAUUCAUUUUCCAACCAGACAGCUGCUGUGAGCAGAAUGAACAUAAAUGCUCACUGGAAAUUUAUGAACCAGUUAAAUAUGCAUUCACCUGCAGAGUGAGAACCACGUUUAAUUAUAAACAGUAUACUCCAUGGGCAGGUUUUCUUUUUAAACUCAGUAUUUGUAGAGCUAGAGUAAAAGCAACCCUUUGCCAGCUACUCAGCCCUUUUGGCCAAGUUAUCUUGAAGGGUCUUAAGGGUUUAUUAAGAACUCUUACUCUCUUCAUACUCCCGUUCUCUGCAGUGCUUUGUAACAGCUUUUGGGUGCAAAUUUUCCUCAGCAUCCUUUUGCACUCAGCUUUUUACAGGUAGGUAGUGCUUAAGAAAAGUUACAGAGGACUAAAGUCCAAGUCCUUUUACUUUUCCUCCACCUGAAAGGUAGGUGAGAUUGUCCCCUUCAUCGUAAUACCAACUGUUUUACUGAGACUUCAUAUAGCAGAUGGGCCUGGAAAGAAUUUUCUGCUCUUGUGUUCACUGUAACAGGACAGGGAGAUCAGGCAGCCUCAGAAAUCUUUUCGUAUCUAGUGUGGGACUUAAUUUUUUAAUACUGUUAUCGAUAUUGUUCAUUCACAGUGUAGUUAAAGGGGGGAGCCUCCACUGCAUUCUUUGGCUUAGGCCUGAGAGUGCUUGCUGGUUUGUAAGAUCAAAAUAUCUAAAUACUUGAGGUUUUUGUUUUUGUUUUCCUCAUAAAAUUCUUCAGGGAGAGAGAAGGGAUUGUUUCUGAGGGGUACUGAAAGUGUGGUUGAAUGUGCGACAUACAGGUAGGUUGUCAGCAUAAGCUGAAAUGUAUGCGUGUGAGAACUUUGACAUCUCCCCCCACCCCCCCACUUUCUUCUUUCUUAACUUCUUUUUCUCCUCCUUAUAGAAGUUGAGGCUGAGGGAGGAUGGUAGGCACAGGAAAAACAUGGCAACACCGCUCUGUGCUUUCAAACCAAAGUGUCUCCCCCCCCAAAAGUUCGUCUAAGCACUGAUUAGUCCAUUGUAGGCAUUUUUUUCUACACCAAAAUUCUGAUUUUUUUUUUUUUUUUUUUUUUUACACAAAGGUGCCACCACAGGGGGUGUCCUACUCUCUUGCAAGUCUUGAAAGCAUCCCUUUGCGGGAAAGGUCUCUGGGCAAGCAAGCAGUAUUUGGUCUGCUGCUUGCUUUCCUUUUUCCACCAGGGAUGUUGUAAUCAUAAAGUCAAAAUAACAGCAUAUCCCAAAACUCAAAAGCUGUUGUGACCUGAGCACAGCUGAAAUCUAGUAGUUUUUCCUGUAUAGCUCCAGAGUUAAGUCUUCUGCCUCUAUGUCUGCCACUCAUAAUUCAGGUUCUGCCUUUGCUUCAGAACGUGAGCAGAAGAAUCCUCAUUUGAUGCUAAUUAUUGUAGUCAUGAUUGAAACUCAUUUAGGGAAAGGAUUUCUAUAUUAGCUGUGGGGCUGCUUCUCCCCAGUCCCUCCCUAACAAUUCAUUGUGUGGACUUCUCUCAUCUAAAAGGUUGGUGGCUUUUGCUUGGGAUCAGUGCUCUCUCUAUUUAUGUCCUUGCUGGUUUCUGAACACAUUCCUGUUGCGUUAAGACUUGAAAGAUUUGUAGAUGUAUGAUGUUCAGGCACAGGAUGCUAAGAGCUUAAGAGCUUAUGUUACUAUUCUUAGUUUGUAAAUUGUCCUUUUGAUACCAUCUUGUUUCUUUUGUAGGUAUAAAUAAAACACUUGACAAUAA